Messenger RNA from Lucilia sericata (common green bottle fly), 1208 nucleotides. Its product is annotated as protein amalgam-like. Gene Ontology annotation, cellular component: neuron projection. The annotation marks the transcript as partial. The transcript has 5 exons. The record is from RefSeq and is a predicted model, not a curated record. NCBI's taxonomy places the organism in Eukaryota, Metazoa, Arthropoda, Insecta, Diptera, Calliphoridae.
GUUGUUAUAAAAAAACCAAAUAAAUGACAUUACAUUUGUGCAACAUAACACUAGGCAACGAGUCAAAUAACACGAUUUAAGCAAUUUGUUUUUUUAUGUUUUAAGUUUAACAUAUUUGGAUUGUUUUUAUUUUCUCGCUGGCGUACGAAAAUAAUGUUGUUGUUGCAAAAUUGCAACAUUUAUGGUGGUAUAUGGUUGUUUGCAUUUGUCGGUAUCAAAAAUAUACAACUGCAACAGCAGCAGCAGCAGCAACAAAACCAACAACAAAGACAGCAGCAACAAAAACAACAACAGCAGCUUUUGCAGCUCAAAAAACAAAAUCCAAAAAAGUAUUGAGUUGAUGGGCCCCUGGUAUAUAAUUGGGGCCCUCCUACUGCUAUCGGCAAGAGCGGGGGACUCCACAAAUAAAAUCAUAAUACCGCAACAAAUUGGCAGCAAUAUCGUCAACACAAAUGUCGCCAACGGCAUGCAUCAUCAUAUUACAAAAACCUCUAUUACAACGACCGGCAACAAAGGCACCGUUGUCAGUGGCAAUGGGGUCAUAGUGGCAGGCGGUUCACUACACGGUUCAAUGGGACCAUCAUCCUCGCUUAAUACUGUCGUCGAAGAACCCGAAUUUACUGAAUAUAUUGAAAAUGUUACUGUACCUGCUGGACGUAAUAUUAAAUUGGCCUGUUCGGUUAAAAAUCUAGGAUCCUAUAAGGUGGCAUGGAUGCAUUUCGAACAAUCAGCCAUAUUAACGGUACACAAUCAUGUUAUAACACGUAAUCCACGCAUCAGUGUGACACACGAUAAACAUGAUCGUCAUCGCACCUGGUAUUUACACAUAAACAAUGUUCAGGAAGAGGACAAGGGACGUUAUAUGUGUCAAAUCAAUACCGUGACAGCCAAAACACAAUUUGGCUAUUUAAACGUGGUUGUUCCUCCCAAUAUAGAUGAUUCGCUGAGUUCAAGUGAUGUCAUUGUUCGAGAAGGUUCAAAUAUUUCAUUACGCUGUCGUGCUAGUGGCAGUCCCAAGCCGGUCAUUAAAUGGAAGAGGGAUGAUAAUUCAAGAAUUACAAUUAGUAAAAAUCAUAUUGUAAAUGAAUGGGAAGGUGAUACUUUGGAAAUAACCCGAAUAUCACGCUUAGAUAUGGGUGCCUAUUUGUGUAUAGCAUCGAAUGGAGUGCCACCAACGGUUUCAAAACGCAUCAAAGUCAGUGUAGAUU